AUGUCGAACCUCAUUCACAAAGUCAAGGAUGCCAUGAGCGGUCGUAAAGGAUCCUCUUCUCAUGAUUCCUCUCAGGCGGAACAGCGCAUGAGCGAUACCCGCGAUACGUACGGUUCCAGCAACACUGGUCGUGGGGACAACUAUGGCUCUUCCAACACUGGUCAGGGAGAUACCUACGGGUCUUCAAACACUGGUCGAGGCGAUACGUACGGUUCUAACACUGCUGGUGGCUGGGGAACUAAGGAUUCCAACACUGGCCGGAAGGCCAAAGAGGGAUCUAGCUCCAGCAGCUCCAGCUCGGACAAUGAGCGCACUGGUAAAAAGAAGUCUGGCGCCAAGGACAAUAAAAUGGGAACUGGCAAUACCUACGGCUCUAACCCUAUGGGUGCCGGCUUGAACACCGGACCCUAUGACUCGAAAGUGAGCAACAAGGACAUGAGUGAUACUUACGGCUCGGGCAACUACGUCCCCUCUGGCUUGGACUCUGGAGGCUAUGAUUCGAAAAUGGGCAACAAGGACAUGAGUGAUACUUAUGGCUCGGGCAAGUACGUCCCCUCUGACUUUGGUUCUGGAGGUUAUGAUUCUAAAAUGGGAGCCAGGAAUACCUAUGGUUCGAACACCACAAACUCCGGAAUGGGUUCGGGAAUGGGCUCUGGAGGCUAUGAUUCGAAAAUGGGAGCCAGGAAUACCUAUGGUUCGAACACCACAAACUCCGGAAUGGGUUCGGGAAUGGGCUCUGGAGCCUACGAUUCCAAGAUGGGCAACACCAUGGACACCGGCAAUACCUAUGGGUCGACCAUGGGUGCGGGCAACUCAGGCUACAGUGGCUAUGACUCCAAGAAGGGUCAGACCGGCAUGGGAUCUUCUGGCUUGAACGCCGGUGCCUACGAUUCGAACACUCGUGCUGGCGACUACAGCACGGGCUCCAACACGUACGGCUCCUCAGGCUCUGGAGGUUAUACCGGCACCGGGAGACCUUAUGAAUCCAACAUGACUAACAAGAUGGACCCUCGCGUCGACAGCAGCACUGGCCAGACGGGCAGCUAUGCAUCCAACUACGGCAACACCGGUACCACCGGCCAGACAUCCAGCUACGGUAUGGGUGGCAGCGACACCUCCCCAGCUCAUAACACGCGCUCAGCUGCCAACACUGGCUCGACCAUGGGUACUUCAAACAUGGGCCAGAUGGACUCCCGUGGUGAGUCUACUACCCAGCGCGACUUUGGUGGUGCGGCAGCUGGUGGCAGCAGCUACAACGCACCUGGAGGCGGUAGAAGAAGAAGCUCUGGUCCUCACAGCAUCAAUCUUCUCAACAAGCUAGAUCCCCGCGUGAAGAGCUCAGAUUAUGAGGCUGCUAGUAACCAGCGUGGCGGAUACUAG
This is a messenger RNA of Penicillium atrosanguineum, 1380 nucleotides long. RefSeq lists its product as uncharacterized. Bases 1 to 1380 code for a protein of 459 amino acids. The transcript is spliced from 2 exons. NCBI's taxonomy places the organism in Eukaryota, Fungi, Ascomycota, Eurotiomycetes, Eurotiales, Aspergillaceae. The record is from RefSeq and is a predicted model, not a curated record.